Messenger RNA from Stegodyphus dumicola, 702 nucleotides. Its product is annotated as succinate dehydrogenase cytochrome b560 subunit, mitochondrial-like. Gene Ontology annotation, cellular component: respiratory chain complex II (succinate dehydrogenase); membrane. Gene Ontology annotation, biological process: tricarboxylic acid cycle; mitochondrial electron transport, succinate to ubiquinone. Gene Ontology annotation, molecular function: electron transfer activity. Lineage: Eukaryota; Metazoa; Arthropoda; Arachnida; Araneae; Eresidae. The record is from RefSeq and is a predicted model, not a curated record.
UAAUAAUAAUAAUGUUACAACUGUAAAGAAGAACAUCUUGUGCUGUUUACCUUAUUGCCCUUAGCUACGGUGUCUGCUACUCAAAAUAUUCUAAAGAUUAAGCAAUGGCUUUAUAUUUGACUUGUUCCAGAUAUUUGGGAAGACAAAAUAUUAAGCAGAUUCUGUCAUCUACAUCUGCGUUUAAUAGCACCUUGCAGUUCAACACGUCUGCAGUAAAACAGACUGGAGAAACAUUUUUUGAGAAAAAUGAGCGUCUGAAGAGGCCACUUUCUCCUCAUUUAUCAAUAUACAAACCACAGCUUACAUCAAUAUUGUCCGUUACUCAUAGAUUUACUGGUUUAGUGCUAUCUGGUGGUUUGUAUGGCCUGUCAAUAGGAAUGUUGGUACUUCCAUCACGUUUUCCUUAUUAUAUAGAUUAUCUCCAGUCUUUGCACAUUUCUUCUGCUUUGAUAUUUUCUUUAAAGUUUGCUCUAGCAUGGACCGUAUUCUACCAUACAGCUAAUGGAGUGAGGCAUUUGGCAUGGGAUAUGGGUUAUGGAUAUGAUCUGAAAAACUUGUAUUUGUCUGGUUAUUUAGUACUUGGAACAUCUUUAGUUGCAUCUGCUAUAGCUGCUGCAAUGUAAUGCGCAUUUAUAUUUCUAUAAUGUAGUGAAUGAAAACAUGUUGUACAUGUAGACACAAUAAAAGUAAUUUAUAAAUUUA